Molecule: messenger RNA, 5251 nt
Organism: Toxotes jaculatrix (banded archerfish)
Lineage: Eukaryota; Metazoa; Chordata; Actinopteri; Toxotidae
Gene: rsf1a
Product: remodeling and spacing factor 1a
Exons: 19
Coding region: 1-4458 (1485 amino acids)
Biological process (GO): regulation of DNA-templated transcription
Cellular component (GO): RSF complex
Source: RefSeq, a predicted model, not a curated record
AUGGCUGCUCCGGCGGUGGUGAGAAGCUCCGGCCCGGCGCUCUGCCCGAGCUUCGCGGAGGUCUGUUCGUUCCUGGAGCGAUACGGAGCGGCGCUGGAUCUGCCCGAGAUGACUUUCCCGCAGAUGGAGAGGUAUUUGCGGGACACGACGACAGUUCCUAAACCCCUCGUGGACCUCCACGUGAAGCUGCUCAGAAAACUGGGGAGGUCUGUGACAACCGACCGCUGGGAAAAAUACCUGGCCAAGGUUUGUCAGGAGUUGAACAGUACUUGGGCAUGGGAACUGGAACAGAAGGGCUACCAGGAGAUGUCCAUGGAGUGCAAGUCGAGCAUCCUCAAAUAUCUCUGCGAGUGUCAGUUUGAUGACAACCUCAAGUUCAAGAUGGCGAUCAAUGAGGAGGACCCAGAGAAGAUGCGCCUGCAGCCUAUAGGCCGCGACCGGCAGGGUCUGAUGUACUGGCUUCAGCUGGACCAGGAGCAGAACAUCCGGCUGUACACGGAGGAACAGGACGAUCUGGACGGAUCCACCUGGAAGUGCAUCGUCAGGACUCGUAACGACCUGGCCGAGGCUCUGGAGCUGUUGAAGGCUCAGAUUGAGCCGAACCAGAAUCAGGACCCAGAUCAGAACCAGGCUGGAUCCAGGAGCUCCAGCCCCACAGAGAAAGAUGCAGGGGAUGAGGCCAUAAGAAGCACUAAGCCCGAACCCCCCAAGACCACAGAGGAACCUGCUGAGAGUAAGAAGGUUGAGCCUGUAAAGGAAGAGAAGCCCUCGAGACAAGUGGUAAAGCAGGAGCAGACGCAGGUGGUCAAACAGGAAAACACUGAUGCUGAGGUAAAAGAAGACAAGACGGACCAUAAACCCCCUGUGUUCGAUAACCGCGUGAGCACGAUCACAACCAUCGUCAAAUCAGAAUCCAGGGACGCAGACACCCCCAAAAACGCGGUGUCGGUCGUCAUGGCACCAGGUGCGGCUGUGACAAAGCAAGAGGUGAACAAGGAAGAAGAAGCAGGGCGUGCAGUCGUCCGGAGCAACCAGCAGGCCAAGAUACCACUGAAGAAGAGGGAGCUUAAGCUUUCCGAGAGCUACCACAGCAACCACCUCAACAACAACAACAGCAGCAGCAGCAGUAUUAUUGUUUGUAACCCCUCAGUGAUCCAGAGCAAGGACAACCAUGGAAGAGAAGGGAAGUUACUGAACUCAUUAGCGCCUCCUAGUGGCCCAGCUGUCCCGCAGCAGCAGCAGCUCGUGGUCACUGCCUCGAGGCAAGAACUGACCAACGGGAGAGCGUCUCUCCUCCUUCCUCACAAAGAAGGACAAAAUGGAGUCAUAGGGGUCAUAGGUCAAGUUGGGGUUGUAGGUCAUGUAGGGGUCAUCCGCAGCCCAUCUGAGCGUCACAGAGCCCCGGGUGCUGAGCAACAGGAACAAAAUGGGCCAACUUUAGAUCAGUGGGGCUCCACAGCUGUGGAGGAGGAGAGGGAGGUGAGCCGGCAGUCAGUGCUGGUAAGGAAGGGGCCUGUGGAAGGGGACACAGCAGCAGCCUUCGCUCUUCCUCCUUAUGCAGCGAAGGAGGCUCAAACAGCCGCAAAGCUACUGUCAUCCUCCAGAUCUGAUCAACCCCCUGAAGCUGCAGAGAGAAAAGUGGACUCCGUCAGCAAUUCUUCGCUGUCUCAGUCCACAGAGGAACCCAAGAGACAGACGGCGGAAGACCUGGGUAAAAAAAUGACAGAGGAACAGUUAGAUAAGGAGACAAAAACUGGGCACGGCAGUUGUCAACAGAAGGAUGACGACGUGGACCAGUGGGAGGGGAGGGGAAGAGAAGCGGCUGGGCGCCCUGUGGCAGAAGAAGGAAGUAAGGAUGUCCACGAAAAGAAUAAAAGCACUUUAGGAAAGGUGGAAUCGGGGGGAACUGUUCCACCUCUGAAAGUAGACCAGAAAGAUGAAAAAGACCACCUGGACCAUCAGGGAGAUGGGGUCAAUGGUGGGCUGGCAUCCCAGGUUACGGUGAAGGACAUCGGGCUUAGAUCAGAGGAGAGGCAGGGUCCCCUGGAGGAAGCCUCCUCCGAGCUCCAGAAAGAAGGAAUCAGGCUGAAGAUAAAGAUUCCUCCACACAGGAGAAACAAGUUAAGGGGGAAAGGGGAAAAGGAGGAGGAGAAAGAGAGGGAGCAGGUGGAGCAAGAGGAAGGGAGGCCGCUGAGGAGAUCUGCAAGGAUUUGCAGAUCAUCUGCUUUGCCAACCUGCAGGCCGAGCACAAAGGCGGCUGAGAGCCAGAGAAAGAAACCGCAAAGAAAACAGGCACAGCCGCCCAGAACGAGGGAGGAGGAGGAAGAGGAGGACGAAGAAGAGGAAGAAGACGAGGAGUUGCAGAGCUCAACCACAAAGAAAGACAGAAAAGUAGAACCUGUUGGGCAGUUUAGAAAAAGAAGGGGUAAACGGAGGCAUCGACGUCCCCGAUGGUCCAACAUUCGCUCAAAGAGACGUAAACUGAACGAGGGAGGGGAGGCGGAGGACAGACGGAGGAAACAGGGAGAGGAGGAGAGCGAAGGAGGAAGCGACUCAGAGGAAUCAUGUAAAGAUUCAGAGGAGAUCCCCAGUGAAGACGCCUGCACUCACUGUGGCCUGCCCAACCACCCUGAGCUGAUCCUGCUGUGUGACUCCUGUGACAGUGGAUACCACACUGCCUGUCUGCGUCCUCCACUCAUGUUGAUUCCAGAUGGAGAGUGGUUCUGUCCACCAUGCCAACAUAAGCUGUUGUGUGAGAAACUGGAGGAGCAGCUGCAGAAUCUGGACAGUGCUCUUAAGAAAAAAGAGAGAGCAGAGAGGAGGAGGGAGCGGCUGGUCUAUGUGGGAAUCAGUGUGGAGAACAUCAUUCCUGAGGGAGAUGAGGAGGAGGAGGAGGAGAAAUCGGCAAAGAAGAAAGAUUCCAAAAAGAGUAAAAAUCUGGGGAGGAGAUCAACCAGAACCAGGAAACACAUCAGCUACAGGUUCGAUGACUUUGACGAUGCCAUCGAUGAGGCUAUAGAGGAGGACAUCAGAGACCUCUGUGGUGGAACAGGGCAGGGCAGGGACAUCACUGCCAUCCUGUCAGAGGACGGGAAGGAGAGCCAGCAGCCAAUCAGAAGCCAGGCUCAUUCUGCCAGGAACAGGAAGAAGCGGAGACUGAACGACCUCGAGAGCGACAGCACGGCAGCAGAGAGCGAAGACGAGUUCAUGAUCAGCAACAGCUCAGAGGAUGAAGAUUUCGGUGCAUCAGGGGCAGAGGAUGAUGAGGAGGAAGAUGAAGAUGCAGGCAGCGAAGUGGGGAGCUGGGACAGCGGGACCCGACCCAGACGGUCUCUGAGAGGGGUGCCUAAACACCGACCCAGCAAGACCCAGUGCAGGGGCAGGAAACGGCUGAGACGGCAGCAGAGACGCUUGUCUGAGGAAGAGGAGGAAGAAAGUGAGGAAGAAAUGGACUCGGAUCAGUUCAGCGGCAUGACUGACAGUGACACUGACAAAAAGAGGCGGGGUCUGAGGCGGGGCCAGCACCAACAGGUCAACUACCGUGAGACGUCCGAGUCGUCAGACAACUCCCGGGCCUCCGCCAACAGGGACGUGGUUAAACCCCGCGGCAGACCACGCAAGGAGCAUCUGUCGAGCGACUACAGCGACGUGUCGCCUUCUUCCAGAGACUCGGAGGAAGAGGAUGAUUAUGAAGACGAAGAGGAAGAUGACCAGAGGAGGAGCGUGAACAGGAGAAGAAGAGAGGAGGAAGACUUCCGGAGAAAAAGGAUGAGAGAAAAGCACAGGAGAUACGAAGAUGACGAAGAUGAAGAGGACGACAGAGAGAGAGGGAGGAAAAGGAAGCUAUUAGAGAAAGAGAUUAAAGACAAGCGGAGGAGGUUAAAGAGGACAGACAGAGAAGAGGAGGACCUGGAGAAGAUGGGCAGGGGAAAGAGGAGAGAGAUACUGUCACAGCAGCGCCGCAAACGGCUCGCUCAGAUGCUGAAGAAACGGCGACCCUCGACAGACGACGAGGAUGAGGACGAGGAGGAGUCAGAGGAAUCAGAGUCCUCAUCGGAAGAGGAUCGUCCAGUCCGCAAAAGACUCAACCGCAUCGAUUCCGAUGACGAUGAAGACGAGGACGAUGGGGGGAGACAGAAGAUGACGACCAAAAGGUCAUUAGCGGUAGAGAGGAGGGCUGACAGCGAUGCUCAGGAAAAGGGAAGGGGCCGUAGCCUGUCUCCGCCAAUCAGACAAUGGACCCCCAGGGGCCCGGCGAAGCCUGAGGCUGGAAGUCCCGCCAUGCCCAGGGACAGUGCAGGAUCAGGCAGACAGGGCAGGCACAAUGGCCCCUUCCAUCCAGAAGAGGAGGAAGAACGUAACGGGCAGCAGGCCGGACCAAAAGCAUCCGCACAGCAGGGACCGGCAGCACCUCGCCUGCCAGCAGACGCACUCACACACAGCCGGAGGUUUUCCUGACCAUUUCCCUGAACUCCUGAGUUACGGACAUUUUUCUGGUGGGUCCAUGUGACAGGAUGACAGCGGUUCCAUCCCAUUUGGUCCCAACUGGGCACACAAGUCUGUUUGUAGUGUACCUCAUCCUAAAACACUUCAUCGUUCUCAUAGCACUUAAUAACCUGCCGCCAAGGAGAGUGUCAGUGUCGAACCGAACACUUUGGAACAGGCGAGCCGAUCGAUAGAGACCAGGCUCGAUCCACACGACCAAACCAUCACCGACAAACCGACAAAACCAUCAUUGACCAAACCAUCACCGACAAACCGACAAAACCAUCAUUGACCAAACCAUCACCGACAAACCGACAAACCGACAAAACAUCACCGACAAACCGACAAAACCAUCACCGGCCAAACCAUCACCGACCAAACCAUCACCGACAAACCGACAAAACCAUCACUGACCAAACCAUCACCGACAAACCGACAAAACCAUCACCGACAAACCAUCACUGACCAAACCAUCACCGACAAACCGACAAAACCAUCACCAACCAAACCAUCACCGACAAACCGACAAAACCAUCACUGACCAAACCAUCACCGACAAAACCAUCUCCGACAAACCGACAAAACCAUCACUGACCAAACCAUCACCGACAAACCGACAAAACCAUCACCGACAAAACCAUCACCGACAAAACCAUCUCCGACAAACCGACAAAACCAUCACUGACCAAACCAUCACCGACAAACCGACAAAACCAUCACCGACAAAACCAUCACCGACAAAACCAUCACCGACAAAACCAUCACC